UUGACCUCGCGACUUUUCUGAUUCCUCCCCUUCCCCUUCACUCGAAUCCUCCCUUUCGUUCUCCUCCCGUUUUCGGUUCGAACCGUGACGCGAUCGGGUGCUGGUGCUGGUGUUGUUGAUAGUGGUGGGUGAUAGUUUCGUGUCCUUGGUGCUGGUGUCGGUGGUCGAUGGUGGUCGCUGAAUCUGACAACUGGAGGAACUCACCCUCGAGUAGGGUCCUUUCGACUGGCGAGGUGGGGAGGAUCUUCGGACCAUGGCGUCUUAUAGGAGCUACGGUGACACUGGCGCCUACCGAUCCAGAGUCGGCAUCGCUGCCGGCACAUUUGGGAGAACAGCUUCUUCGACAGGAAGUAGUCUGCCUAGCUGCAGGAACAACUACAUCGGUUCCGCUUCCAGUCGGGCUCUUGCCAAGGACAGGGUUUCCGGCUUUGGAAACGCGUUUUUGAAGAAGGACAAGUCGGAGGAGAAACCUAGCUUUAAAUAUUCCACUGCCAAAGAUGCCGAUAAAAGCAGACUGCACCCGGGCAGGUCAUCCACGGAGGACGUAAGGGCGAAAAGCCCAUUAUCGAACAGCAGAUCCUCCCUGUUCGAGAAGUACUCGUUUCCAGCUGCUAAAACUUCAGACAGACCAGCCUCCGUCUUGGACAGAUAUAACCGUGCCACUUCUCGCGAGAAGAGCAGAGAGCCCGAAGGAGUAUCCCGAUACGGAUCCAAUACGUAUCCCGGAUCAGGCUUGGCUCGAAGUUAUGGAAACGAAAGUAGAAUCGAGAAGAAAGAGAGAGCCGACCAUCCACCGGUUUCCUAUCGAGGAUUACGGCCUAACUCCGGAAGAAGUUCACGUGAGCCUAGCCCGGAAGUCAGCGUCGGAAAAUCGAACUCCUUCAGGAUGUAUCCGAGAGCGUCCUCUUAUGGCCGUUCCGGUGCCUCUUCCAGUGCCUCCGAAUCCAGUUCGACGCCCAUCUCCUCCAGAUACGGCUCCACAGCAACCCCCAGGUUCCUCUCCACUCGAAGUAACGAUCGAGUUCCCGCGGCCAUAAGCUACUCCGGAUCGGACAGGUUCCGAACUACAGGCAGUAAGCCCGUGCCGGCGAGCUCGAAGAAAGAGGACGUAACAAAACCUCCCGAGAAGGUUCCCGUUCAAGAAUCAUUCGCGUCCAAACCCGAAGAACUCGAAGUCGACAGACUUCAAGAAAGCGAGACGGUAACUGUGACGAUGAUCACCAGAGGCACUUCACCGAGUCCGCCAGCCUCUUCCUCCUUCGUACGAAACAGAAGAGCAGACAUAGGUAUCGCGAAUCAGAAGGAAGUAGCAAGGGUUCGGAAAAAAGAGUCGAAGGAUCAGGAGGUUCAGUGCGAGAAGAUGGAGGACUCUAGGUUCCUGCGAUACGGUGGCGGUGGACGAAUAGCGGGUGCUCCGUGGUCGACGUACAUAGACAAAUUUUCCUCUUCGAACCCGAGCGGAAGUCCCACGUACGCGAGAGGAUUCAACAGCGGUGGAGGAAACAGAGUGAACAGUUUCGCGUUCAGGUCGGAAAACGGAGCUUCGAGGAACGACGCCCUGAAGGUGUCUCCUAAUUCUAGUCAAGAGAUCAACAGGAACCAGAACGAGCAGGGUAAGGUGUUCGGUCUAGGCUUUUCGAAGGCUAAUGGUGGACAGGAGAACUCUAGAAAGGACCAACCGGAGGGUAAAUUGCCAAAUACUUGCUCCGUUGGAAAGACCGAAGCCAAAGGUGGUCGUCUAGCGAGCCCGAAGACGUUCAACAACGAUUGUUCGUCACAACAAUCCGGUAUUGCGAAGUCGCAAGAAUCCAGGGAAAGCGUGUCCAAGGGAGAGGAGACGCAAAGUUCCAGAGAAAGUUCCGCCUCUAAGAGCGAGAGUUGCAAUCAAAGAAGACCAUCUAUACCCAGGCUGGGUCGCACGCCGAAGAACGACGUUAAGAUCGUCAGGUCUUCGUCGAGUUCGUCGACCAAGUCUGACGGACUUCGAGAAAGAAGGGGUUCCACGCCUAAGUCUGAGUCCAACUCGUUGUCUAAGCUGGACGAAUCUUCCAGGAUUGUUGAGGGGCACUGCAAAGAACAGAGUGAAACGCCGCCCCUGAAGAACGACAAUGUUUCGCGCGGCAAAGACCCCUUUCAGAGUUCAUCCCAAAGUCGAUCAACAACGCCCCAGUCCCGCAGUGGAUCGUCAAAGAAUCUCCCUCGUCAAAUGACGCGAACGGACUCGUCAGACAGUUCCGCUGUAAAUGUGCCAAUUGGCAGAUCGAAAUCCUCGUCAGCCAGUUCGACGACGAGUCAGGGUGCAAAAAUAAAGGCGACAUCGACGCCUUCGUCGCCAGGGAAAUCGUCGGUCGGUUCGAGCGCGUCCUCAGUGAAUCUGAGACAAGGCGGUUCGCCGGAUGCUCGUGGUAAACCACCUGUCCCGAAGAGCGACGCCGCAUCCGCGUCCGCGUCCAAAAGCAUCGUGCCAGUGAAAUACGUGAACAAGGACUUUCGCAAGUCGACCCUGAACAUGGAGAACGGUGACCCGUCGCGGUCCAAGUACAGCAGGAAAAAGAAGAGUAACCAACGAAGCGUGUCCGUCAGCUCUCAAGAUUCGCAAUCCGAACCGAAUUCCGAACCGAUUCGACAGGCUGUUCCCUCGGACUCUUCGAGUUCCGCAAAGUCGAACAGGUCGAGGCUGCGAAUGCCGUCGAGUACGUCGAAGACGAUCAUGAAGAGCGACUCGACGAGCAAUUCGUUCAGGCCCGAGAAAUCGAGAAGCAGCUCGAAAUCACCGUCCGCUAGAAGACAGAAAGAAGGAACAUCGAGUUCCAGCAGCAACGAGUCGAACUCUUCGAAUUCGUCGAGUAGCGAGGAGGAUGACGAGAACCAGAGGAGAUCCAGCUCCAGACGUCGUAGGAAACGAUCAUCCAAGUCACCGUUCUGCGACAAGAAGGGCAAAAUGAGCGCCGGGUCGUCUAGGACCAGCGUGUUAGCUUCGUCCGCCGACGAGAUGUCCUUGACCAUGGACAAACCUCCGCGACCGCCGUCUAGUCCAAGAUCCAGAAGCGAUCGUUCAGGGAAAACAGAGGAAGCCAAGUCGUUUCUCAUGAGAGCUCUCGCGCCAGUGACGAACCUCUUCAAGAAUAAACAUCAGGAUUCCAGCGAGUCCGGUAAAUCAGGUGGUUGGCUGGAUUCCAACGAAGAGUGUACGGACGUAAAGAAGUCGGAACAGAGCGGUACGUCCUUGUCCAAAAGUCUAUCGAAGAGCUUCAGCUUCACGAACUCGGAGAAGAACGACGACAGAAGACAACAGACCGGCGCUAGGAUAAGACGCAAUUACUCCGGGGAACAGCCUUGGUGGAUGGAUCCGAACUGCGACAACGUUCCUGAAGGCGUCGAAACAGGAAGCGUGUGUAACGACGACAUUAGCCAAGAAACGACCGUCAGCGGUGCUUUACCUGACGAUGGAAAAUUUAAAUACAAAGUAUGGAGACAAGAAUCGGAGGAGCGAGUCUGGUGGUUAGAUUCGAACGACAGUGUAGCGUCGGAGGACGCUAGGAAACAGUGCUCGACGAUAUCGCGACAGGAAUCAGGGGAGAAAUCGUGGUGGUUAGAUUCCAACGAUAGCGGGCCGUCGGAUGAAACGAAGAAACAAUCUUCCUCGGCAGCCUCGAUGCACGACGCGAGAGACAGAGCACGUUGGUUAGAUGGAAACGACAGACAAACCUCGGAGGAAUCGAAAAAAUCGUCGUGUUCGACAGGGUGGAGGCAAGAAUCCGUUGAAAGAGCUUGUUGGAACGACGGUGUUCCGUCGGACGAAUCGAAAAAGCCGUUCUCCUCUGCUUCUCCCGCACAGAAACGAGAAUCUAGUCGUAGCAGCACCCGAUCCAGCGAUAAAAGAAGUCGGAUCAAGCAUCAGCAAUCCGGAGAACGAGCUUGGUGGAUGAGCGACGAUCCCGAUAACGUACCUGAAGGAAUAGAAGUGAUUCCAGUGGCCACAGACAGUGCUCGAAACACCAGCGACUAUACGGACGAAGUGGACGACAGUCAAUCUUUCGGGAGGAUAUUUAAUAAAGUCAGACAUAUCGAGUCCGGAGAGAAACCGUGGUGGAUGGACAGCUCGUCGAACGUUCCUGAUGGGGUCGUUAAAAUUCCGGUGGAAACUUCAAACAGCACGUCAGACUCGUCCGAGUCGUUCGAGAGAAUCGAUAUUGGCGUUAACCCUGAACCUGAGAUAUACACCAAGAGAAGCCUUUCUAGAUUCCCUAUCGAGUUUCCGCCACCUCCGCCCGACGAGCCACUCGGGGAUCGCGCCAGUCCCGAAGGGGUGGAAAAUCCUCCCGAUCCGCCAGACAAUUACGGCGGACGCGACUCGCCUUACGACAACGUGCAGCCAUCAGCACCCCGCAGAUCGUCGCCAAGGAAACGACCGUCCACGUUACCGUUGUUCAUCGGCGAGCACACCAACAUCGAUGACCUUUUGGGCGACACCACUAACCUCUGUCCCAGUCCUGUCUUGUCUCGCCUUCGCAAACGCGAAUGCAUCGAAGAGGAUUCCAGCGAGGAGAGCUCGGAGUGCGAAGAGAUCGAUGCCACCCAAGUGAUCAUCCACGACAGCACACCCCAGACGCCGGUGAUACAGCGACGACAGCGGGACAACGAGAGACCACAACCCGAUGGCUACAUUCCGCUCGAUGACACGGCGCUCCAGUUAUACAAAGACGGCGAUUAUGGUGCCUACUUGGACCUCGAAGCCUCCAUCUCUGAGCAGCAGGAAGAGUUCGAGGGCUUCCAGACAAAUCGAAAGAACUCGAUCGUUCUCAGGACACAGCUGUCCGUGAGGGUGCACACCAUCAUAGGUGAGUAUCGAAGAAGACUCGAUUUGAAUCUAACCGCCACACUCCCACGAUCCACUUCGAUGGAUCAUCCGAUCCACCAUUCCUCGACCUCUAACCACCAUCGCUGGGUCAAAUCUUGCUCUACUUAAUACCUUGUUUCAACUUGAUCAUUGCUACUGUCUUCACGUGUUUCGUGAGCUGUCGUGAAGUUUAUAUGUUAAUAAGAGUAACAUUUAGAUGUUAAUCAGAUAUUAACCUCGGAUGUUGUUGGUUGCAACUGGAACAGAUAACUGAUUGGCCUGUUUCGGAUAGCCUACAUAAUUUCGUGACACUGGGAUAAAAUUACUAACCAUAGCAAAU
Messenger RNA from Megachile rotundata (alfalfa leafcutting bee), 5180 nucleotides. RefSeq lists its product as uncharacterized. The record is from RefSeq and is a predicted model, not a curated record. NCBI's taxonomy places the organism in Eukaryota, Metazoa, Arthropoda, Insecta, Hymenoptera, Megachilidae.